Molecule: messenger RNA, 4276 nt
Organism: Dipodomys ordii (Ord's kangaroo rat)
Lineage: Eukaryota; Metazoa; Chordata; Mammalia; Rodentia; Heteromyidae
Gene: Card11
Product: caspase recruitment domain family, member 11
Exons: 26
Coding region: 338-3871 (1177 amino acids)
Biological process (GO): positive regulation of canonical NF-kappaB signal transduction; regulation of apoptotic process
Molecular function (GO): protein binding
Source: RefSeq, a predicted model, not a curated record
GCCUCCAGGCCAGGCCUUGUGCAGCCCCCUGCGGCCUCGCAGCCCCGGGGCGGGCGGCAGCCCACGGUGCGGCCCCCCAGGCCUGCGUGGAGGAGGCUGCGCCCGAACCCACGGAGCGCCGGAGGAUGAACACCCCAAGAGAGAGCUUUAUCAAUGCAAGCUUGAAUUUCACUCUAGAGGCCCUGAGCUCAAUGGAAAAGAAGGAAGGAAGAUCCCAGCCAUCUCAACUCUCAAUCCAACAAGAGACUGGCUCCAAAAAGGAUGAGAUCCCACCAGGAAGUGUAAAAGUCAGACUUCAAUAAUUGUUCAUCAGCUCCUGUGCAUUGAGCAUCUACACAUGCCAGGCAUCCCAGGAGAAGGCCUGGAGAUGGAGGACUACAUGGAGACUCUGAAGGACGAGGAGGACGCCCUGUGGGAGAACGUGGAAUGCAAUCGGCACAUGCUCAGCCGCUACAUCAACCCCGCAAAGCUCACGCCCUACCUGCGGCAGUGCAAGGUCAUUGAUGAGCAGGAUGAGGAUGAAGUGCUGAGCGCUCCCACCCUGCCCUCCAAAAUCAACCGUGCAGGUCGAUUGUUGGACAUUCUGCAUACCAAAGGGCAAAGGGGUUAUGUGGUUUUCUUGGAGAGCCUAGAAUUUUACUACCCAGAACUGUACAAACUAGUGACGGGGAAGGAACCCACUCGAAGAUUCUCCACCAUCGUGGUGGAGGAGGGCCACGAGGGCCUCACGCACUUCCUGAUGAACGAGGUCAUCAAGCUGCAGCAGCAGAUGAAGGCCAAGGACCUGCAGCGCUGCGAGCUGCUGGCCAAGGCGCGGCAGCUGGAGGACGAGAAGAAGCAGCUGCUGCUGACGCGGGUGGAGCUGCAGACCUUCCAGGACCGCUACCACAAGAUGAAGGAGGAGCGCGACGGCUACAACGACGAGCUGGCCAAGGUCAAGGACGACAACUACAACCUGGCCAUGCGCUACGCCCAGCUCAGCGAGGAGAAGAACAUGGCCGUGAUGAGGAGCCGGGACCUCCAGCUCGAGAUUGACCAGCUGAAGCACCGACUGAACAAGAUGGAGGAGGAAUGUAAGCUGGAAAGAAACCAGUCGCUGAAACUGAAGAAUGACAUUGAGAGCCGGCCGAAGAAGGAGCAGGUCCUGGAGCUGGAGCGAGAGAACGAGAUGUUGAAGACCAAGAUCCAGGAGCUACAGUCGGUCAUCCAGGCCGGCAAGCGCAGCCUGCCAGACUCAGACAAAGCCAUCCUGGACAUCUUGGAACAUGACCGGAAGGAGGCACUGGAGGACCGGCAGGAGCUUGUCAAUAAGAUCUACAACCUUCAGGAGGAGGUGCGCCAGGCUGAGGAGCUGCGAGACAAGUAUCUGGAGGAGAAGGAGGACCUGGAGCUGAAAUGUUCCACGCUGGGCAAGGAUUGCGAGAUGUAUAAGCACCGCAUGAACACCGUCAUGCUACAGCUGGAGGAGGUGGAGCGGGAGCGGGACCAGGCUUUCCACUCCCGAGACGAAGCCCAGACGCAGUACUCGCAGUGUCUGCUGGAGAAGGACAAGUACCGGAAGCAGAUCCGGGAGCUGGAGGAGAGGAACGACGAGAUGCGCAUUGAGAUGGUGCGGCGAGAGGCCUGCAUUGUCAACCUGGAAAGCAAGCUCCGCCGCCUGUCCAGAGAGAACAACAGCCUGGACCAGAGUCUACCCCGGAACCUGCCAGCUGCCAUCAUCAAUCAGAACUUUGGGGACACCAGCCCCAGGACCAACGGGCAGGAAGCGGACGACUCCUCCACCUCUGAGGACUCUCCAGAGGACAGCAAGUACUUCCUGCCCUACCACCCUCCCCGGCGCAGGAUGAACUUGAAGGGCAUCCAGCUGCAGAGAACCAAAUCCCCCAUCAGCCUGAAGCAGGUGUCGGACGUUCAAGGGAAGGGGUCGGAAGAUGACUGCACAGGCUGCAGCCCUGGCUCCUCCCGCUCACUCCCAGCUACCAGCUCCUUCUGCGAUAUGCAGCCCCACCGUAGCCGAAGCAGCCUCAUGUCCACCACGGCUGAGCCCCCGGGAACUGACUCCAUUGUCAGGCGCUGCAAGGAGGACAUGCCUCACCGCAGCAUCGUGGAAGAGGAUAAUGAUAGCGGUGGCUUUGACGCCUUGGACCUGGAGGAUGACAGUCAUGAGCGCUGCUCCUUUGGGCCUCCCUCCAUCCACUCCUCCUCCUCCUCCCACCAGUCUGAGGGCCUGGAUGCCUACGAUCUGGAGCAAGUCAACCUCAUGUUUCGGAAGUUCUCUCUAGAAAGACCCUUCCGGCCCUCGGUGACCUCUGGGGGCCACGUGCGGGGUCCUGGGGCCUCAGUGCAGCACACGACGCUCAGCGGCGACGGCCUGGUCGGCCAGCUCACCCUUCUGGGGGGCAACGCACGGGGCAGCUUCAUCCACACAGUCAAGCCGGGCUCCAUGGCGGAGAAGGCAGGGCUGCACGAGGGCCACCAACUGCUGCUGCUGGAAGGAUGCAUCCGAGGGGAGAAGCAGAGUGUCCCCCUGGACGCGUGCACGAAGGAGGAGGCCCGCUGGACCAUCCAGAGAUGCAGCGGACCUGUCACCCUGCACUACAAGGUCAACCAUGAAGGGUACCGGAAGCUUCUGAAGGACAUGGAGGACGGCGUGAUCACAUCGGGAGACUCGUUCUAUAUCCGGCUCAAUCUGAACAUCUCCAGCCAGCUGGAUGCCUGUUCCCUGUCCCUCCGGUGCGAUGACGUGGUGCACGUCCACGACACCAUGUACCAGGACAGACACGAGUGGCUGUGUUCCCGCGUUGACCCCUUCACAGACCAGGACCUGGACAUGGGAACCAUCCCCAGCUACAGCCGGAGGCGCUGGCCAUUCCUACUGCUCCAGCCCCUAAGGGUCAUCCUGUCUCACCUCCCCAGGGCCCAGCAGCUCCUCCUGGUCAAGCUGCAGCGUCUGGUCCACCGGGGAAUCCGGGAGGAGACAGAUGGCACCCACCACACACUGCGAACCCUCCGGAAUACGCUGCAGCCUGAAGAGUCACCUUCCACCAGUGACCCCCGGGUUAGCCCCCGACUCUCCAGAGCCAGUUUCUUCUUUGGCCAACUCCUCCAGUUUGUCAGCAGAUCCGAAAAUAAGUACAAGCGGAUGAACAGCAAUGAGCGAGUCCGGAUCAUCUCUGGGGGUCCCCUGGGUGGCCUGGCCCGGUCCUCACUGGAUGCCACCAAACUCUUGGCAGAGAAGCAUGAAGAGCUGGACCCUGAGAAUGAACUCAGCAAGAACCUCAGCCUCACGCCCUACAGCCUGGUGCGGGCCUUCCACUGCGAGCGCCGGCGGCCUGUGCUCUUCACACCCACCGUGCUGGCCAAGACGCUGGUUCAGAAGCUGCUCAACUCGGGAGGUGCCAUGGAGUUCACCAUCUGCAAGUCAGAUAUCAUUACGAGAGAUGAGUUCCUCAGAAAGCAGAAGACAGAGCCCAUCAUCUACUCCCGGGAAAAGAAUGCCAACACUUUCGAAUGCAUUGUCCCAGCCAACAUCCAAGCAGUGGCAGCCAAGAACAAGCAUUGCCUGCUGGAAGUGGGGAUCGGCUGUGUGCGAGACCUGAUCAGGUGCAGGAUCUACCCCAUCGUGCUGCUCAUCCGCGUGUCCGAGAGGAACAUCAAGAGAUUCAGGAAGCUGCUACCCCGGCCGGAGACGGAAGAGGAGUUCCUGCGCGUGUGCCGGCUGAAGGAGAAGGAGCUGGAGGCCCUGCCCUGCCUGUACGCCACAGUGGAGGCCGACGCGUGGAGCAGCGUGGAGGAGCUGCUGCGCGUCCUCAAGGACAAGAUCGCUGAGGAACAGCGCAAGACCAUCUGGGUGGACGAGGACCAGCUGUGAGCCAGGGGUCCGCACACACUGACGCCAUGAUGCUCCGAAGCCAGCCUGGCUGGGCCCUGCGCACCCAUCAUGGAGUCUCAGGAGACACACAUCUGGGGAGGAACAAGCAGCAGCUGAGCAACCAGGGCCAGCCCGGGAUGGGACCCAGGGCUGGAGGCCCCAGGCCAGCAGGCCCCUCCACAGCCUAAACGCAGUUGAAUGUAUUGUAUGGGGACUUUGUAGAGCUGGCGGUGCUGCCGGCCCCAGGGAUGUACUGUCAGCUGUUCCCCAGGCAGGGCAGGCCUGGAGAAGACAAGUGGACAUGCUGUUAUUUCUAUUGCAUUAAAUCUCUCUCCUUUCUAUUCCAUUUGGUGCUCUGCAGAAGGUUCUGUCUGGCCAUCUGCCUAGCAAGCCUGGCUCAAGCCA